AAGCACCCACAACAAGAGAUAGAUGAAUUAACGUAUCCAGAGGGUAUUUCAUCUACGUCACCGUCUCGCCUGUGCUGAUCAACGAGUGCCGAAAUGUGAGCGUGAGUGCAUAUAUACCGACAAGGGUUGGGUCACAAUAGGAUGCGCAUACCCGUCCCACGACGGGGCACCUUGGCACCCUCGACAUGUGGCUUUCCCGCGUAUAACAGGACUCGGCACCAGAAACGAAACGCCUUGGAGUCUUCAUGACCAUAAUAAACACAUUUGGCGCUGUGCUUCGCAGCAGACUGGACUGCCCUGCCAUCGACGUCUGAGCAUCAAUCCCUCCCCAACAACAUCAUGACAGGCACCUCACCAGACUGGUCGCCCGACGCGCAGCUCUGGGGUCUGAGUGCAAAGAUCUCGCGAGAUGGCCUCCUGGCCUCGAUAUACUCGACGUUUGCCGUAGCCACAGUGUUCCUCUGCCUGCGUCUCAUCCUUCGCUGGCGGUACAACGGCCGCCUCCUCCUCGGCGACUACUGGAUGCUCUUCGCCUACCUCGCCUUCGUCACACAGACCGUCCUCCAGACCGUCCAGCUCGACGCCAUGUGGUACGUGAUCUAUCUGGAUUUCGGCCGCAUCUCCCCCACGGACCCGGACAGGUAUCGGCAGGCCCGGGAAAUGGCGAGGUGGUACUUUGCCGUCACGGGCCUCUUCUGGACGGUGCUCUGGAGCGUCAAGGCCAGUCUGCUCGUCACAUUCUACAAACUCGUGCGGCCCAUCACGCGGCUGCGGAGAUGUCUGUAUGCCGUGGCUGGCUUCACUGUGCUGUCGUACGUCGGCUGCUGGGUGGUCUAUACGUGCCUACGCGCGAGCCCUGAGAACAUGUAUCUCCUCGAGACCAGAAGUGCCGGGCGCCGAGCGCGCAUCAGCGCCAUCUUUGUGACCGUGGUCGACACGCUGAGUGACAUUCUGAUUGCGCUGCUGCCCAUGUACAUCCUGCCGAGUCUGCAGCUGAGUCGCGGCAAGAAAUUCGGCAUCGGACUGACCUUUGCCCUUGGGCUGUUGGUCGUGGCCGUGGCCAUUGUGCGUAUGACGCAGAUCACCUGUGGCUAUGGGAUAGACUAUAUUGGCGUCGCCCUCUGGGGCGCCGUGGAGACCGCAACGUCUAUUGUCGUCGGGUCGCUGCUGUCGCUCGGCGGUCUGUUGACCAAGGGGGUCAGGGGUCUUCGACGUGGGACCGGUUACUCAAAGCAGUCGGGCUCUGCCGGUGGCAAGAGCAGCUACUAUUCCGGUGGCUUGUCCAGCUCUGCGCGGACACGGGGGAGUACUGGUCUGGCGUCGACGUCAGACUCGGACAAUGAGCUCGUCCAGUCUCAGCGGAGGGAGAGCGUGUGUGUGUUGGAGGUCCAGAAGACGGUGGAGACUGAUGUGUACUCUGAGUAUGCUCAUGAUGCAGAUGGCCACGAUGGACUGGCGGAGAUGAGGAAGAAGGAACUACAAUUAGCGUGAAUGAUUCUCUUUUGGUCUUUUGAAGUAAACCAUUGAUUUGUGUGACUGAUGUAAAAGCCUCUAGAGCGUAUUAACUUUGACUCAGCAGCCUGCUAUAGCUUGGAUGGAGUGCCCAAACUCGCGUACACAUCAAGGACGAAGUUCUCCGGACUCUCCAAACGAGCGGCAG
This is a messenger RNA of Emericellopsis atlantica, 1660 nucleotides long. RefSeq lists its product as uncharacterized. Lineage: Eukaryota; Fungi; Ascomycota; Sordariomycetes; Hypocreales; Bionectriaceae. Bases 340 to 1491 code for a protein of 383 amino acids. The transcript has a single exon. The record is from RefSeq and is a predicted model, not a curated record.